Molecule: messenger RNA, 676 nt
Organism: Elephantulus edwardii (Cape elephant shrew)
Lineage: Eukaryota; Metazoa; Chordata; Mammalia; Macroscelidea; Macroscelididae
Gene: HEBP2
Product: heme binding protein 2
Exons: 4
Coding region: 1-618 (205 amino acids)
Cellular component (GO): cytoplasm
Source: RefSeq, a predicted model, not a curated record
AUGGCCGAAGUGUCCGAGACCGAGGCCGGGGCGGCCGAGGCCACGGCUGCCGAGGCCCUGGAGACGCCGGGCUGGACUGUCCCAGAGGACGCAGGUCCCCAGCCCGGAAGUUAUGAGAUCCGUCACUAUGGUCCGGCCAAGUGGGUCAGCACGGCCGUGGAAUCAAUGGACUGGGACUCAGCCAUUCAAACUGGCUUUACAAAGCUCCAUAGCUACAUCAAAGGCAAAAACGAGAAAGAGAAGAAAAUAAAGAUGACUGCUCCUGUGACAAGCUAUGUGCAGCCAGGCUCAGGCCCAUUCAGUGAGUCUACCAUUACUGUCUCCCUGUACAUCCCCUCUGAACAGCAAUGUGAUCCGCCCAAGCCUGCCGAGUCAGAUGUCUUCAUUGAAGACAGAGCUGAGAUGACUGUGUUUGUACGGUCUUUCGAUGGAUUCUCUAGUGCCCAAAAGAAUCAAGAACAGCUUUUGACAUUAGCAAACAUUCUAAGGGAAGAAGGAAAAGUUUUUGAUGAAAAAGUUUACUACACUGCAGGCUACAAUAGUCCUUUUAAAUUGCUUAAUAGAAAUAAUGAAGUGUGGUUGAUUCAGAAAAGCAAGCCCUCGAAAGAAAAUGAAUGAGCGACUGAAGACGGUUCUAUUACCAGGGGCAAAAGUUCCGUUUAAUAGAGACACCAAC